Messenger RNA from Haemonchus placei, 1806 nucleotides. Lineage: Eukaryota; Metazoa; Nematoda; Chromadorea; Rhabditida; Trichostrongylidae. The record is from the annotation of a GenBank genome assembly.
AUGGAAUCGUUAUACGAUCGAGAGAACAUAAAAGCUUUUCAAUACACUGAAAUCGUUCAGGAGUCGCCAACAAUUGGAUAUGCCAAUCAGUUGGCUCCGAAACUCCUUGUAUAUCUUACUGCCCCACCGGCUCAGUGCACACCUUCGCUCAAAGAUAUCUCUUAUACGCUGAGAGAUGAAACUUGCUGUGAUGCAACCAUUCCAUACCUUGUCGACAAUCAACUGAGCACCAGCGAUGGAAUGGGUGCAAUUAGUCGAGCUGUUCAAAAACGCGUUCAAUCGCGAUUUAAUCGUUCCUUUGAAGUCAUCAUAUCUGAAGCGGAUUUUGUUAUCAAAACAUAUUACUCUGGUAGUCGACAAUGUAAAUUCGAAACUGAUCGCUACUAUGUAGCUCUUUAUGAAACUCCAACACAGUACGAUCUCAACAAUGUCGCUAGAGAAAACGAGCUGGCUAGUGUGGAUAGCAGGGAUCCUCUGGGAUGGAAGCAAGCUCCUCUGGCAGUCCCAGAAGACUUUCAAGAUAUUGGAAUUAUCGAUUCAGAAGCAGGUUCACCUGCUAGUAAUAAGGUUCUUCCUGGAGAUGACUUCAAUCUUAAGACACCCAUAGUUUCCGUUGCUGGAAGUACCGAUGGGAAAACGGGCACAUUCAGAAGACAAGCAACUCAAGACUCAGCUGCCACUUGUGCAGGGAGGGGACCAAACGCAGAUGCCAGUACACCGCUCACGUUCUCGGCUAAUGAAUGUUGUGAUUCCCGUCUUGCCCAAAUUAUGAGAAGUGCGGCCGAUGACUCCCCUUCAUUUGCUCAUUUGGGAGAUGCUGCUAAGUUCAUUCAACGACGAAUCCAGUUGGAGUACUUGUUAUCAUUCGAGGUAAUCAUUAGUGCAGGGGAUUUUGCAACUUCUACAUACUACCACGGAACAAAUACUUGUAAGAUACGCGUGGGACAAUAUAAUGUUCUGGCAUACGAGACACCCGUUCAGUAUAAUCCGUUCGACAUUGUAGAAGAAGACUUUCUAGCCAGUGCAGAUUCUGAGGAGCCUCUAGGGUCUUCAAGGCCUACAAAUGUACGAGGCGAUUUUCCUGAUAUCAGAGUCGAUCCUUCUGCAGGAGAUGACCUUACAAUCCAGCCAAGCCCUCGGGAAGCUCGUGCAAGGGCUUUUCUAGGAGCUGGUGGAGCUGGAGUAACUUCGGAGCAUGACGUUUCCGAUAUUGAUAUGGUCCCUCCUGGGCAAAGCGCGAUGCCUUUGACAGUCAUCGAUGGCUUUCACGUUGGAGGUAAUCGAAGUUUGGGAGUGACAACCAGAAAAGACUUGGAAGACCUGCCACCCGGUAGUCAUUGUGAUAAACAAAACCGUACAGGGGAUAUAUGCUGUAGCAGUGCACUUUUUGAGACCAUGACGGACGCUUUCUAUGAGAUGAGCAGUUCACCCGAGUUCUCCUUCAGUAGUGCGGGAAAUCUCGCCAGUUUCAUUCAAAAGCGAGUACAAAACCGAUUUGGUCUAUCAUUUGAAGUGAUCGUUUCACCGGGUGAUUUUGCUUUAGCCUCGUAUGGAGUUAGUGAUGAUAUUUGUAAGUAUCAUGAACGAGGCUUCGUAGCAAUGGCCUAUGCUACACCUAUACAGUACGACAUUACACGACUGGAAGACGAGGAAUACUUCUCGUCGAUCUCGUCGCGCGAUGAUCUUGGGGCUACUGAACCGUACCUGCCUGAACAGCGUCCUUUCCACACGCCAUUAGCGCUAGAGACUGAAGGAAAUCGAGCCGGAUUCCCCAAAGGGUCCCAUUGUUUGGCAGCCGAACGCGCA